Limulus polyphemus (Atlantic horseshoe crab) is the source of this 1401-nucleotide messenger RNA. RefSeq names its product innexin unc-9-like. The coding region runs from base 1 to 1257 and encodes 418 amino acids. The record is from RefSeq and is a predicted model, not a curated record. Gene Ontology annotation, molecular function: gap junction channel activity. Lineage: Eukaryota; Metazoa; Arthropoda; Merostomata; Xiphosura; Limulidae. Gene Ontology annotation, cellular component: gap junction; plasma membrane. The transcript has a single exon.
AUGUCGUACAUGUUUCACUUUCACGACUUGAUGGGAGGUCUUCACGUCCCCAUCGAUGAUGGGAUUGACAAGUUAAACCGGAAGUACACGUCCGUUGUCUUCCUCUUCCUCGCGCUUCCUAUCUUCACCAAACAAUACAUUGGAGAACCCAUCGAAUGUUUUACACCAACCUACUUCACUGAUGCUCAGGCACGUUACGUCAACAGUUAUUGCUGGACAACGUCCACUUACUACAUGGUUACGGCCGAUGAUGAAGAAGAAAUGGUAAACCCUCCAGUGCAGCCACCCUAUCCUCGAAUUAUACCUGAAGAACUGGAUUACAGUGGCUUGGAUAUGUUCUCAGUACAGAAAGAUAAAUUACGGCGAGUACACGUGAGUUAUUACCAAUGGUCUCCAUUGAUCUUGAUGCUACAAGGUGUAUGUUUUCAUUUACCUUUUAUCAUGUGGAACGCCUGUGCUCAUAACGCCGGUGUGAAACUACGACAACUCCUCAAACGUGCUUCUGACAUUGCAGCCAUUCCUCCUGGUUGCCAACAGCGGGAAUCUUUGUUGACAGAGUUUGUGGAGCAGUUCAACACAUUGGUAAAUGGAAGUGCAGGCUGGUGCACAGACCCGUCGUGUCGACUGCCUCUUAUGGGCUGUCGUUAUUCUCCUGGCCCGAGCCGUUUCUUGUGCCUCUUAUACAUAUUUGUGAAAUUCCUCUAUGUACUAAAUGUAGGUUUGCAGUUUAUGCUCCUGAACGCCUUUAUGGAGAAAGAUUACUACUGGCAUGGUUUUGAAAUCUUCAACCACUUGAUAGAAGAUGGCAGUUGGUGGGUUUCUCCACGUUUUCCCCUACAAACUCUAUGUCAGGUUCGAGCAGCAAUGCAGGGGGGGCUUAGGACUUACGUAUGCAGGUGUGUCUUGCCCAUCAACGUGUUCAACGAAAAAAUAUUUUCCAUUGUGUGGUUUUACUUAGCCAUCAUUCUUCAGUUGAAUGCUGUUAGCUUGAUCUUUUGGGUUUGGAAGUCUUUUCCUUAUAGUCGACUGGCUUUCAUUCGACUUUGUCUCAGCCGCUCCCGAGUUAUCCGAAUGAGUGAUGUGGCGCGUGCCUCCAAGAAGAUAUCCGCAAGCUAUCUGGGCUGGGAUGGCGCCUUUGUGCUUCGGCUUGUAGAACACAACCAAGGCAGUGCCAUGGCAACUGUUAUCGUAGGCAAGCUUUGGGAGUUUUAUGCAAGCCAAUUAAAGGCUUAUGACGAAGGCGGUGGUGAUAUGUAGUUGGCCUUAAUGCAUGAGUCAAUGUUGUUUACAAAACGAGCAGCCCCAGGCGAAUACUGGAGUAAAUUCUCAUAAUUUGUAGGAAUUUUACACUUUUCAAGUUGCUAGAACGUCUAGAUUCAAGCGUUGAAAGGAAACAAACGA